Messenger RNA from Loxodonta africana (African savanna elephant), 1181 nucleotides. RefSeq names its product neurexophilin 2 (gene NXPH2). Lineage: Eukaryota; Metazoa; Chordata; Mammalia; Proboscidea; Elephantidae. The coding region runs from base 1 to 1044 and encodes 347 amino acids. The transcript has 3 exons. The record is from RefSeq and is a predicted model, not a curated record. Gene Ontology annotation, molecular function: signaling receptor binding.
AUGUGGCGCGGCACACCGGAGGGAGAAAUCCCCGGAAGUGACUGUUCUCAAAGCGGGGUAAGCAGCAUCCCAGACGGGGAACCAUUCCGCUGGGAUCUGGGCAAGCGCGCAGGCGGGAUCCUGGGGGUGGGCCCACCAGUUCGUGCGGGAAACGCCCACCCAGUGCCCGCGAGCGGUGCCAAGCACCGGAGGGAGAAGUCCCCGGGAGGAAGUGACUGGUAUCCGAGCACGGAAAGCAGUGUCCUAGCCGGGGACCCGUCCCGCCUGGAUUUUGGGGAACGGGGGCAGAGCGUGAACGCGCUAUUUUGUGACAGUAAAAACUCAGCGCAUGCCACAGAGGGGCUGGAUUGGGAAGACAAAGAUGCCCCAGGGACAUUGGUUGGAAACGUGGUGCACUCAAGGAUCAUCAAUCCCUUACGCCUGUUUGUUAAACAGUCUCCGGUGUCCAAGCCUGGUCAACUGGCCUAUGCAGACAGCGUGGAAAACUUCUGGGACUGGUUGGCCAAUAUCACAGAAGUUCAGGAGCCACUGGCAAGAACUAAACGGAGGCCAAUAGUGAAAACCGGAAAAUUUAAGAAAAUGUUUGGAUGGGGCGACUUUCAUUCCAACAUUAAAACUGUCAAACUCAACCUUCUCAUCACGGGAAAAAUUGUCGACCAUGGAAAUGGAACCUUCAGUGUUUAUUUUCGACAUAAUUCAACAGGCCUGGGCAAUGUUUCAGUGAGCUUGGUACCCCCUUCCAAAGUGGUGGAAUUUGAAGUUUCCCCCCAGUCUACCUUGGAGACCAAGGAAUCCAAAUCUUUCAAUUGUCGCAUUGAGUAUGAAAAAACAGAUCGGGCGAAGAAGACUGCCCUGUGCAACUUUGACCCUUCGAAGAUCUGCUACCAGGAGCAGACUCAGAGCCACGUCUCUUGGUUGUGCUCCAAGCCCUUCAAGGUCAUUUGUAUUUACAUUGCCUUUUACAGUGUUGAUUAUAAACUUGUGCAAAAGGUCUGUCCUGACUACAAUUACCAUAGUGAGACUCCGUACUUAUCUUCUGGCUGACUCUUUACACAAUGAUGGAAAUGAGGCACGUGUAUAUAGUUAGAAUGCCCAGGUACCAAGCCCAGCUCUUCAGAGUAAAGGAUCCCUUUUGUUUCUGGCAGUGAACCUUAGUUCCCCAUUAGGUUUUCAGAUUUAAA